AUGAACGCAGUUCAAAAUGGAAAAUGCACCAAAUGUGGCAGUAAGAAACAUGAAACGAAAGACUGUAGCGUAGAUCUAAGCAAGGUUCGGUGUUUCAGAUGUUCGCAGUAUGGCCAUGUAGGAGUCAACUGCCCCAACAAAAGUGGAUCCGGAGUUUCAAAAGGAUCACCAAAAGGCAAAGGAAAGGAGAACACAGGAAAAGGAAAAGGAGUCUCCAAAGGAGAUCAGUGGAAGAAAGGUAAGUCAAAAGGAAAAGGCAAGUCCACCAAAGGAAAGAAGGGUAAGCUCAAUGAAACGUCAGAGGAGUGGGACCCGGAGGAGUCCUGGUGGUGGAAUGAAAAUGACUGGUGGGGUGCAGAUGGAUGGCAGGAAUCCGGAGUCUUGAAGAGUCUUGGAAAUUCCGUCCAGGACUGGUUGGGGAUUUGUCGGGUGCUGAAGAUGCCGCAGAUGCUUCCUGGUGGUUGCUGGAUAGUGGUGCCAGUGCGACUGUCCUUGCUGAGUCGUGCAUGCGAGCGUUUGUCGACUGAGUUUCAGGCGGAUUUCUGUUGGCUCAAAAAGGAAGGGGAAGUUCUGGACCACAUGGAGAACCAGGAGAACCUUAAGAUUUUGGUUGUUGUGGAAUUGGCCACAAACAAUGUGGGCUACAUCGUCAUUGGGGAAGACAAGAAUGCAAUUUACUCUCAGAUCAACCAGUACUUGCAGCAAUGUGGAAUUUCAUCAACAAGCACGUCAGUUUUGAUACACACGGAUGCAGAGAAAGCUGUUGGAGAACUCUUCACAAAAUCAGGAUCUCAGUUUUCUUUCGCGGUCCGCCGCUCCAAUCCGCAGCAACACCAGUCGACAGGAGGUGCUGAGAGAUGUGUCAGAAGGUUGAAGGAGAGUCUUUCAAUCUUGAGAGCAGACAUGUCGAAGUGUGGAGUUGACAUUAAGUUUGCACAUGAGCCGGUUCAGACCGCCCUCACAUACCUGCAUGAAAGUGUUACUGUGAGACUUGGUGGUGGUAAGGUGAGAGUUUGGAAACCAGACACCAUCAUCGACGAUCAAACGUUGGAGUCCUUGGACACCAAUUUGGGUUUUGAAGGAAUGCAGGAAGAAGUCAACAAUUUAGAGGCUUGUCAGACUGGAGACCUGCUGAGCGAAGCAGAAGCUAAGGCAGUUCAGAAGGUCAACAAGUCGGCCAGGGUCAUUGGAGCUCGUUGGGUUUGUGCGUUUAAAUCAGCAAUCAGAGUCAGAUGUCGCAUUGUCGCCAAAGACCUAGCUCGUGGAACCAGUGCUAGAAAGAUGGGGUAUUCAAGCCCUACACCAUCUUGUGAGUCUUUGCACCUGAUGUUGAUUCUAUGUGCCAGGCUGAAUCUUUUCUUGAGAUCGUUGGACAUCUCUCAUGCCUUUAUGCACAGUCCUCUCGAGGAUCAGAUCGUUCUGCUACGAUUGCCGCUUUCAGUGAGUCUGUGUGACGGCUCAGUUGCCUUUUUGAAGUUGAAGAGAGCCCUGAAUGGGCUGAGAGACGCCUCCUUAGCUUGGCUUCGCCUUCUUGCAGGAACAAUUCAAGGUGAUGACGAAGCUUCUGACAGACCUGAGGCAUUGAGGAUCUUCAGAGCCAAGAGAACUGUGACAGGACGUUCCUGGGAGGCCUUGCUCAAUUCUCAGCGGGUUGCAGCGAUUCGGAAGUGGGCUGGAAUCAUUAUGAUGUAUUUGAAUUCAUUUGAAAUUGGCAGACAGUGGGACCGCUUGUCACCUAUGGGACAGGCCUUGGGUGAUGGUCUGAAGCACAUUUUUGCAGGUAAGGCUACAGGAACUCUGCAUGCGCGUGCAAGCCCAGUCCUGCGGUAUAUCAUGUGGUGUGACAAGAACGGCAUUCCAGCAUUUCCUUUGGUUGAGGCUACGGUUUACAAUUUCAUGUGUGAACAUGCUGACACUUCUGCACCAACAUUUCUACGGUCUUAUUUGGUUGCAAUCAGGUUUUCUUUCCAUGUCCUUGGGGUUACUGGUGGAGAUACAGUCCUUGCAAGCAAAAGAGUAGAAGGGUGUGCACGUGAAGCCUAUCUGAAGAAGAGACGAACCCUGCAGAAGGACCCUCUUAGUGUUGCAAUGGUCGAACACCUGGAGAAGAUUGUCAUGGCUGACAGGUAUCCAGACCGAGACCGGGUGGCGGCAGGAUGUUUCUUGUUGUGCAUUUUCUUCAGGGCCCGUUUUUCAGAUAUGAUGAACUUGCAGGAUCUCAUUUUGGAUGAAAUUGUCGUUGAUGGGAGCCCCCAUGGGUACAUUGAAGGGAAAGUCGGUCGAACAAAAUCAGCCUACACAACCGAGAUGAAAACGAAGUACCUGCCGAUGGUUGCACCGCGUUUUGGUGUCACCGGAGCUGACUGGUUCACCACCUGGAGGGAAGUUGGUGUCAGGUGUGGAAAACCGAGGGGUGAAGCUAUGCCGAUGCUGCCAUAUCCUUCCAAGGGCGGAUGGACAAAGACACCUCUUGGAGCUGGAGAAGGUGCUGACUGGUUGCGGCAACUGCUGCAGGUGUCGGGUAUCCCGCUUGGAGCGCUUGGGAACAUCGGGACACAUUCGCUCAAGACCACAACACUCAGCUGGAUGGCCAAGUUUGGGGCCCCAAUCAGUAUCAGGCAACAUUUGGGAUAUCAUAUGCCGAGUGCCGACAAGAUGGCCCUGCUGUAUUCACGUGAUGCAUCUGCUGGACCGGUUAGGAAGCUUGAGGAAUGCCUUGCUUGUGUCAGGGAGAAGACCUUUGUCCCUGAUGCCACGCGAUCUGGGUACUUUCCAAUGCAGGGUCGUCGACUUGAGCCUGAAAAUGAACAGGCCCUUUCUGGAGUUGGCACCCCUGAAACUGACACGGUAGUGGAUUUCAGUGACACAGACUCUGAAGACUCCCGCGACGAUGAGCAUGCCUUUGAGGAACAAAACAUGAAUGAGGCAGCCAUGGACCACGUGGUAGGCUCAUGGAAUGAACAUGCAACUCUUGAAGCCCUGGGAGUUCAAGAGGACGCCCCGCUCUUCAGGAACCGAUUCACCAGAUACAUUCAUUUGCUUUCAGAGGAGGGGGGCAACAAGUUUCGAUGCGGCAGGGAGAUCAAUAACAAAUAUGAAGAGCUUGAGAUUAGGAGGCUCUUUCACGAGGCCUACAGCCUUACAGCAGCGGAGCUUAAGCACUCAGUUGAACGAGUUGAGGACAUGCCAGUAAAGAAACUAGCACAGCCUGAACGUGCAGAUAGGAAAACAGAUUGCAGCAUGUUGAACUUAGCAGGUGCACUUCGAAAGAACAGGUUGGCUUUGAUGAGACGAGGCCUCGCCUUUGACCAGGCGAACUUGCUGGACUACCUGGAGCACGAUAGGCCAAAGAAUAAGGGCAAGGGAAAGUCUAAGGGUCAACAAGGCGGCGGAUCGCUCACCAUCAAGAUGCCUGUUGGGCUGGAAGGACGACGCAUGCCACCUUUGAUUUCCGAGUUCGAGCGAUUUGAAAUUGUCACAGCUGCGUCAAUGCCCACAACCGAUGCCAAAGGUUGCUUGACGGACUGCCUUCAACAUGUUCCCAGUGGCUCAAAGCUGCUCAGUUUUUCGGAAAAGGGGGAAGGCGAGAGCAGCUUAGUUUUGAAGUUUGGUAUUUACAGAACUCCCAUGAAGUGGAUUGACAGGUCAUUGACGUUGCACCACCCGUUUGACACUUUUCAUGCCGUUCCUGAUCAAUUGCUUGAUGUAUUAUUUUUCAUUUUGACCACGUCCCCUGCAGAUGUUUGCAAUUUUCGAAUUUCCAAAAUGAAGCUCUGGAUGAGUUGGGCAGAGGAGCUUGAAGCGCAAGAGAAAGAACACAAGUCACGCCUUGACCCUGAGGUUGGACAAGUUCUUGCCCCCAAAAGGCUCCUCCUGCUCAGAAAGAUAGCCUGCAGCUUGGAUUGGCCUGACACCAAUCUUUUUGACGAAAUUGAUGCGGGCUUCAAACUCACUGGAAUCCAGAGCCCUUCAAAUGUCUUUGGGCUUGAACCCAGACCACCGCAAGCCUCUGAAGGGGAGUUAUGGGCUAGCGCGAAAUUCAUUAGACCUGCGUUGAUUGGCAAGGUCAAAAGUGCAGCUCUUAAUACUGAGAGUCAGCCAUUGUGGGAUGCUACUAUGGAGGAAGCGGGUAACCAUCACUGGAUGACUGGCCCGCAUACAGUUGAACAAGUUCAUGAUAUUUUCAAUGGGCAGCCUUGGAUACCGGUGAGACGCUUCGCAGUUCUGCAGUCCUCUGGUGAUAGAAUGAAGCUCCGGCCUAUUGACGAUUUCGCAGAAAACCGUGUGAACACUGCCUAUGGCUACUCAGAUAAGUUGGAUUUGCGUACUUUAGACCAGGUAGUGUGGAUGACAGCUGCCAUCACCCGCGCAUUGGCGUUGGGGCAUGUUUCAUUUCGAAGGAGUGAUGGAGCCCGUCUGGAGGGUAAGGUCCACUCCGCAUAUCUGAUAGAGGGUGGUGGUCGACCUCUCCUUUCUGUUUUGGAUUUGUCAUCAGCAUAUAAACAAUUUGCGAUCAGUAAGGAGUGCAGGCGGCUCUCUGUCAUCGCCCUUAAGGAUCCUUCAGACAACUCAUGCAAGUGCUUCAUUGGCAAUGUGCUGCCAUUUGGGGCGACGGCCAGCGUGGUUCAUUUUAACCGCGUGUCCCGGCUGAUCCACUCCAUUGGGCUCCAUGCUGGACUGCUUUGGGGAAAUUAUUUCGACGACUUUCCAAUGGUGGCACCUUGCAUAUUAAAACAGUCCUCAAUGAACAUGGCUAAGCUCCUACUCGACAUGCUCGGGUUCCAGUUUGCCGACCAUAAACUGAAGCCCUUUGACUCAAAAGCCACUGUCCUUGGGGUCGAGAUUGACACCAGCGAAUCUAUGAAUGGUUUUGUUCUGGUGAGGAACAAGCCCGGCAGGGUGACAGAGGUCUCGGAUACAGUCAAUGGAAUUCUGGCCCGUGGCACGUUGACGGCGAAGGAGGCUAGCCGGAUCCUGGGCCGCAUACAAUUUGCAGAUGCCCAGGUUAUGGGUCGGGUUGGAAGAAUUGCCAUGCACGAGUUCCGGCUUGCCAUUAAAAGCCAUGAGAGCGUUGCUGGUCACACCAUCGGGGGUGUUAUGUCCAAUGACAACCGCUUUGAAUAUUUUUCUUGUGCAGUGCCGGAGCGCUUGGUUGAGGAGUGGGGAUCCAUGUUUUCCCACUUUAUUGGACUUGUGGAGCUCUAUGCCAUUUUGGUGAGCCGGCGUCAAGCAGUUUGUCCUCUGACAGGGGUUCGAAUGACCGUCCUCCAGUUGCAAUGCCACAUUGAGGAGACAGUUGACCUUUUGCAGGACAUGGGUUUCGACGGCCAUUUUAUUGUCAUUUUUCUGGACCAAAUUCAUGCUGAACUUCAAAGAUUUUUGCGUAUGUGUGAUCGCGCCAUUGCUGGCCUCGAAUACCGUCUUUUUGACAUUUUUCUCCGACGACUUCGCCUUUGA
Molecule: messenger RNA, 5457 nt
Organism: Cladocopium goreaui
Lineage: Eukaryota; Dinophyceae; Suessiales; Symbiodiniaceae
Source: the annotation of a GenBank genome assembly